AUGGACCCAGCAAAUCUCCAAGGACAUGGCCAGCAGAAGAUGCGACAGCAGGCCGCCCCACGUCGCUACGACGGCCAGAACGGCAACCCGCUCUAUGACCCCUCCAAUGGCGGCCAUUACGGAGCAAGCGCCAGUAUAGCCGCCCAGGGCCAUGCGCCAGAGCCCCAGGUCUUCACCGGCGCAUGGGCAAACGUCAACCAAGGCCUCACCGGUCAAUAUCGCGACAUCCUUAACACGUACUGGCAGCAGCAGGUCACCAAGCUCGAGACGGACGAACAUGACUACAAGCUCCAUCAAUUGCCACUUGCGCGGAUAAAGAAGGUCAUGAAGGCAGAUCCCGAGGUAAAGAUGAUAUCGGCCGAAGCUCCCAUACUGUUCGCAAAGGGCUGUGACAUCUUCAUCACCGAGCUGACCAUGCGCGCGUGGAUACACGCCGAGGAGAACAAGCGUCGCACGCUGCAGCGCUCCGAUAUCGCGUCCGCUUUGGCCAAGUCGGACAUGUUCGACUUUCUCAUUGACAUUGUCCCGCGCGAGGAAGCAUCUUCGCACAAGCGCAGCGGCGGCCAGAGCAGCGCGGCGCAGGCGUCAGCGAACGCGCAAGCUCAGCAAGGUGCGGUUCAGCAGCAAGCUGGCAUGCACCCACCACCGCACCCAAUGGCGCCCCCAGACUAUGCGGGCAUGUUUGCUCCGCCAGUGCAGAGCGACCCGUCGGCAGCCUACGGACAAGCGCCGCAACAGAUGUUUGAUCCGGCAAUGUACGGGGGUUAUCAAAUACCGCCGCAGCAGGUGAGUGUCGGUCAGCAACAGACAGCCGAGGCAGUCAGUGUGGGCUCUAACCGGGCGGCGCUUCAGAUGUAUCCCGUCGGCGGGCAGCGGGCUCCGGAUCCAACCGGGGCGGCUGAUCCUGGCCACGCCUACGGCACGCAUAAUCCCGAGGAGGAUGCGGAUGCUGAGGGGGACCGGGAGGAUUAUGUGGCGUAG
This is a messenger RNA of Aplosporella prunicola CBS 121167, 981 nucleotides long. RefSeq lists its product as uncharacterized. Gene Ontology annotation, molecular function: DNA binding; DNA-binding transcription activator activity, RNA polymerase II-specific; protein heterodimerization activity. The transcript has 5 exons. Gene Ontology annotation, cellular component: CCAAT-binding factor complex; nucleus. Gene Ontology annotation, biological process: regulation of DNA-templated transcription. The coding region runs from base 1 to 981 and encodes 326 amino acids. The record is from RefSeq and is a predicted model, not a curated record. Lineage: Eukaryota; Fungi; Ascomycota; Dothideomycetes; Botryosphaeriales; Aplosporellaceae.